Molecule: messenger RNA, 1442 nt
Organism: Trichobilharzia regenti
Lineage: Eukaryota; Metazoa; Platyhelminthes; Trematoda; Strigeidida; Schistosomatidae
Source: the annotation of a GenBank genome assembly
GAGAAUUAGAGGCGAGUAUGUUGCGAUGCGUUACAUUUGGACGGCUGCGCACUUUAUCACCACUGUGCCAGGGGUGUUUAUCCCGGUACAUAUCAAGUGACACUGCUGAUGAGCAAGGAGGAUUCACACGAUCCAUAUAUUCAAAGCCACAGUACAAGCAUGUUGUCCGUGAUGGGAAAGUUGUAAAAAUAUAUACUGGUCUGAUAACUGAAACACCUACCAACUUUUCAGACCAAAUGCAUACACAUCUGUUGGAAGUCUCGAAAAAAGAAACCCUGACAAUACAAAGCCUUCAUACUAUUUUAAUAACUCGGAUGAGAAAACGCAACAGACAGAGACAAAUAAUUUCUGACAAAGAAAUAGAAAAUUUAGGUGUAGAUAUUGCUGUAGCACGUAUGGUAUGUCGUCUAGGGGGACGUGUCCAACUUGUUGGCCAAACUGAAUGGAUUCAGUCUUACUAUGGGAUACCUCCGAGUUUACCAAAUAAAUAUGAUGACAAGUUCCUGCUCCAAACAAUUGAUCUUUCAGGUACUAAUAUUGUGUAUGAAGGCUUGGAAUUCCUACCUUGUUUAACCCACCUACAAUAUUUACGAUUGAGGAGAUGUGUACAUCUUGAUGAUUUUUGUCUAUCAAGAGUUGGACGAAUUAAGGGAUUACAAUUUCUAGAUGUCAGUGAAUGUCCUAGUCUGACUUCAAAAGGCCUAGCUACAUUGGGGCAAUUAAAAGAUUUACGUCGUUUAAUUGUUAGUGGUAAUCCACAAAUUAAAGAUAAAGAAUUAGUCUGUCUACUCCUUGAAGAUGAUUUACCGAAAGUAUACAUAGAUGGAGUUGAUUAUAUCGGUCAAUUGCCUAGUGAAUCAAAAGAGAAAAUUCUCCAGUUAGUAGCAGCAGCAUCUACCACAACGACAACAAGUGAUGGUGAUACAGAGAUGAGUGUUCAUCAAUCACGGGAGAAGAUACAAGAAGGCAACGAAGAAGAAGAAGAGAAGGUGAACAAAGAAGAAAAGUUGUUGUUUUUCACAGUCUGACUUCUGUGUCUAACUCGCACUGCGGAAGAUGAAUUCAAAUUGGUCAGUUACAGUGUCGUGUUCUGGUGGCGCAGCAUUCUAGUCAAAUUAGACGAUCCUACAACCCAGUAUUACUCCUUACAUAACAAAAUGUGUGGUUCAUAACCUGAAACAUGAAAGACCUGUUCGACGGAUUGAUUGACUCGAAGCAAUUCAAGAAAUCAAUAAUCCAUCAUGAUAAUAUAUGCAACACAGUGUAUCGUUUUAUAGCUUGGCUUUAGUUACCCGAAUAGAGGAAGAAAGAGAGAGAGACAGGGUCAAAGUUCAACGCCAGCUGAUAACAUUUAACCUCAAAGUGCCAAUAAAAUGUAAAAACAAAAAAGAGUAUUGAACAGUUUUCUUUUUCUACUCACCUCAUCACUAUAAGCUUUAGCA